Molecule: messenger RNA, 2334 nt
Organism: Mugil cephalus (flathead mullet)
Lineage: Eukaryota; Metazoa; Chordata; Actinopteri; Mugiliformes; Mugilidae
Product: Fc receptor-like protein 5
Exons: 9
Coding region: 517-2334 (605 amino acids)
Biological process (GO): cell surface receptor signaling pathway
Molecular function (GO): transmembrane signaling receptor activity
Source: RefSeq, a predicted model, not a curated record
GUUGCUUCCUGGUAUGAAGUUGAAGUCUUUGUCUGAAGCAGAGUGACACGUUGUCAGUACGUGAACUCAGAACAAACACAGUACAACUCAAUACAGUCAUGAUGCACUGGAUAUAUACAAUAUAACACACACAAAUAUAUUUACAGUCAACAAUGUGAUUUUAGGUAAAGUGUUGAAAUAAAUAUUUACUCUAAGUUCGUAUGGUUGUAGGUUUGAUAGAAUCAAGUGUGAACUGAGUUUGUAUUUGCAGUAGGAGGACAGGAAGUGUCACAGUGUUCUGUGGUCAAACCCAGUGUAGUGCUUUGAGGUUUAGUGAAGACAGAAGGAAGUGGGAUGGACUAACAGGACAGAAAUAAAACAUUAGCAGAACCCCAGUGAUCUCAUACUGACAUGAAUCUUCUUUUUGUCCUCACAGUUCACUGUUUCUCUUCAUAGACUGCAGUUCCAAGUUUCUCUUGAUUCAAACAGGAAGUAUUUCUCAGGUACAACAACAGAGUGUCAGUGCUGGAUGUGAGGAUGGGACACACUUUUCUGUGUGUGCUGUUGUUGACCUUGUUGGAUACACUCCUCUACUGUGGACAUGCUCAAGAUGCUGUGCUGACUACUGACCCCUACUGGUCACCUUUGUUCACUGGAGAGUCUGUUACCUUCAUAUGUGACAUGAAGGAAGGAGGAGUCACUGACUGGGAUUAUACAUUCAACAAGGAUGGUGGAGCAUUUAGUCCCUACAACACACAUCAACGCUACACAUUUAAUGCUCUGUCUCCAGGUGACAGUGGUGGAUAUCGGUGCUGUGGUUACAACAAGAGAUCAAAUCAGACAAAGUGUAGUAAAACUGUCACUUUAACUGUAUCUGAUAGACCCAGGGCCACACUGACAUCAGGACCAACAACCAUACCAGUAGGAGGCAGAGUGAACCUGACCUGCUCUGUGGAGCCCUCUGCUGGAUGGAAAUAUAAGUGGUUGAGACGUAGCGCAGACACCUCUGAAUUUCAAGUCAUGAAUGAUGGAGGAAACAGAGUUAUCAGUGUAUCACAAGGAGGAAUCUACCAGUGCAGAGGAAGAAGAGGAAGAGGAGAACAAGUUUACUACACUUAUCCCAGUGAUUCAGUCAUUAAGAUAACCUUUUCCAACAAGGCUGUUGUAACACGACAACACAACUGGCCUCAGAUAUUCAGAGAUGAGAAGAUCACUCUGACAUGUGAGGUCCAGGGAGGUGAAGACACUGAGUGGAAGUAUGAAUGGAGAACACCCAGGUCAUCUUCACACUGGACAGACAAUAAAUACUGGACUUUCACUGCUUCUGAGUCCAGCAGUGGAGACUACAUGUGUAGGAGUAGACUCAGAGAUGACUCAUAUUCUUCAACAGAGUGGAGUGAAGCCAUCACACUGUCAGUAUCUGCAACUAAACCAAAGGCCAGACUGAGUGCUGACACCAGAGAUAUUCCAGUAGGAGGCAGUGUUACCCUGACCUGCUCUGUGGAGCCCUCUGCUGGAUGGAAAUAUGAGUGGUUCCCACGUAGCACAGACACCUCUGAAGUUCAAGUCAAAACAAAUGAUGGAGAAAACAGAGUUAUCAGUGUAUCACAAGGAGGAAUCUACCGGUGCAGAGGAGGAAGAGGAGAACCAGUUUACUACACUGAUCACAGUGAUCCAGUCACCAUUAAGAUAACCUUUUCCAACAAACCUGUUGUAACACGACAACACAACUGGCCUCAGAUAUUCAGAGGUGAGGAGAUCACUCUGACAUGUGAGGUCCAGGGAGGUGAAGACACUGAGUGGAUAUAUGACUGGAGAACACCCAGGUCAUCUACACACUGGACAAACAAUAAAUACUGGACUUUCACUGCUUCUGAGUCCAGCAGUGGAGACUACAUGUGUAGGAGUAGACUAAGAGAUGAUUCAUAUUCUUCCACAGAGUGGAGUGAAGCCAUCGCACUGUCAGUAUCUGCAACUAAACCAAAGGCCAGACUGAGUGCUGACACCAGAGAUAUUCCAGUAGGAGGCAGUGUGACUCUGACCUGCUCAGUGACGCCAUCAUCUGGAUGGAAAUACUACUGGUACAGAGAUGAGAAGUCCUCUGAACCUCUGACCACACAACAUGCUGGUUUCUAUUCAAAUGGACAAAUGAGAGUCUCACAGGAAGGACUGUACUGGUGCAGAGGAGGAAGAGGAGACCCAGUUUACUACACAGAGUACAGUGAUUCAGUCAGGAUCAAUGGAAAUGUUCCAAACAAGGUGACUGUGACUGUCCAACCCAACUGGCCUCAGAUCUACAGAGGAGAGGAGAUUACUCUCAGAUGUGAGAUCCAUGGAGGAGACACUGAGUGGUGA